AUGGGACGUGAAUUGCAUGGGGCUGCAUGGGGACUGAUCACGUGGGUCUUGCCAUUUGUCCUUGGGAUUUUCAGGAGUUGGGACGCACCAUCAGACCAGAUUGGUCAUCACGUGGAGGAUGUUGGGCUAUUUUCAAUCCAUUGUGAGGAUUGUUGCCGUGGGUUUUGGGACCUAAGAGUGCUGGCUGAACUUGCUUUGAUGAGUGCAAGCUGGCGGCACCUCUGCGGGCGCAGGAACCUACGAUGUGAGGGAAGGAGAAAAGGGCAGGCCAAGUCAAGAGAACCAUCUCGGGUGAGGGAAGAGGUAGGUGACUUUGAGACUAGGCUGUCCAAGUUAGAACUUCACGUGGCUGGUGAGGAGUCAAGGGUUGAUGGGUUGGAGAACCGAGUGGGGGAGCUUGCGGAGGACCUAGAUGAGACUAGGGGAGAUAUGCAGGCUGCUCUCAACAUGACCUUAGACAAACUAGCUACCGAAGGUGAGGUUCUAAGAGUGUCCCAAGCUGAAGAGGUUUCUGCUUUGAGAGAGGAGAACCGUGCGCUGAAGGAGGAAGUGGAGAAGAUUAAGGAUGACCUUGCAAUGCUGAAAAGGGUUGUGAACCAAGGGAGUGGAACAGACCCGAAUACCUCUCAUGCAGUCCAUGCAGCUAGGAUGGACGUGCCAAAGCCUAGCGCUUUUAAGGGUUCACGAAGUGCCAAAGAAAUUGACAAUUUUCUAUGGACACUGGACCAGUAUUUUCGGGCACUGGGAGUCGACGAUGAUGCCAGAAAAAUUGAUAAUGCUCCUCUGUAUUUGGCGGACAGCGCCAUGGUGUGGUGGAGAAGGCGGUUAAUGGAUGUGGAAAAGGGGACUUGCAAGAUUUCUACGUGGGAUGAAUUUAAGAAAGAAUUGAAGAAACAGUUUUACCCCGAAAACGCAGCUACUGAGGCUAGGGCGAGAUUAAGGCGCCUUACACAGAAGGGAACCAUUAAAGAUUAUGUUAAAGACUUCACCGAGGUGUUGCUUGAAAUCCCUGACUACCCGGAUUUAGAAGCUUUGUUUGCUUUCAAAGAUGGGCUGCAACCUUGGGUCAAUUUGGAGAUAGAACGUAGGGGAGCCCAGGACCUUGCGACUGCCAUAGCAAUUGCCGAAUCUCUUGUGGAGUUUAAGAGGUUAGACAAGUCCAAGGGGAAGGACAGCAAGAGUAAGGGCAGCGGUGAUAAGGGUGGAAGCAAGGAGGGAAGCGGCAAGGAGGCACCGAAGGAUGGAAACGGGAAGAAGGGAUGGCAAGGCAAGAAGGACACGCGGGAAGGGAAAUCCAAGGGCUGGAAUAAGGCGUCCAGGCCUGGUGAACGUGGUCCCUUGAAAUGUUUUCUGUGUGAGGGACCUCACAAAAUGGCAAACUGCCCGAAGAGUGGAGGCCUUACUGCACUGACCGAGAACAAGGGUGAAGCUGCACCACGUGAGGAAGGCUCAAGUAUGGGUUCACUGCAGUUGGCGGCAAUUGUGAAAGGUAAGCAGAUUGAGACUGGGGUUGGCACGAAGGGAAGAUUAUUUGCACAGUUGAAAAUUGGCCAGAACGAGGUUCAAGCCUUGGUUGACACCGGGGCAUCGGACAAUUUUCUGAGACUGGAAGAGGCGCAGAAACUGGGUAUCACAUUCAGUGGGAAAUCAGGUUGGUUAAAGGCCGUAAAUUCAAAACCAACACCUACACAUGGAGUGGCUGCCAACGUGAAUGUGAGGAUUGGCGAAUGGACUGGGCUUAUUGAUUUUUCGGUAGUGUCCAUGGACGACUACUCAUGUGUACUGGGGAUGGACUUCAUGGAUAGGGUGAGAGCAAUCCCUAUUCCCUUUGCCAACAGCCUGUGUAUUGUGGAGGAUAAGGGUGCGUGUACUGUUCCAUUGAGAAGGGGAAAAUCUGCUGGAAGCACCUUGUCUGCGCUGCAGUUGGCUAAGGGCGUGCGCAAACUGGAGCCAACAUUUUUAGUGGCCUUGCAGGCCGAAAACAGUGAGCAGUCUGGUGUAGUUGUGCCGCAUGAAGUACAGUCUGUGUUGGAGGAAUUCUCGGAUGUGAUGCCUAAGGAACUGCCGAGAGAGUUGCCACCCAAAAGAGAUGUUGAUCACUCCAUUGAACUGCUGCCUGGAGCAAAACCCCCAAGCGGAGUCCCUUACCGCAUGGCACCUCCUGAGUUAGAGGAGUUGCGUCGGCAGCUCAAGGAAUUAUUGGAGGCUGGUUUUAUUCAGCCGUCCAAAGCCCCAUAUGGUGCACCAGUGUUGUUUCAGCGGAAGAAAGACGGAAGUCUCCGAAUGUGCAUCGACUACAGAGCUUUGAAUAAGGUUACGGUGAAAAAUAAAUAUCCUAUUCCGCAUAUUGGAGAUUUAUUUGAUCGGUUGGGGGCAGCCCGAUGGUUUUCGAAAUUGGACCUACGUUCGGGGUACUACCAAGUCAGAAUUGCCGAGGGAGAUGAACAGAAAACGGCUUGUGUGACUCGGUAUGGUUCGUAUGAAUUUCGGGUAAUGCCUUUCGGCCUCACCAACGCACCUGCUACCUUCUGCACCUUGAUGAAUCAGGUAUUCCAUCAGUUUCUCGAUCAUUUCGUUGUGGUUUACUUGGAUGAUAUAGUUGUGUAUAGCCGAACACUUGAUGAGCAUGUGGGCCAUUUGCGGCUGGUUUUUCAUGAAUUGCGUAAACAUCAUUUGUUUGUGAAAAAGGAAAAAUGUGAGUUUGCAAAGGAAGAGGUGGCGUUCUUGGGGCAUGUAGUCGGACAUGGGAUGAUUAGAAUGGAUGAGGCUAAGGUUAAGGCCAUUGAAGAGUGGGAGCCGCCCAAACGGGUACCGGAAUUGCGGUCGUUUUUGGGCCUAGCCAAUUAUUAUCGGAGGUUUAUUCCGGGGUACUCUCAUGUUGCCGCACCACUUACGGAUUUAUUAAAGAAAGAUAAACCGUGGAGUUGGGAUGAGAGGGUCCGUGAAUCUUUUGAGAAACUGAAACAAGCACUGAGAGGGGAGCCGGUUUUGAGACUGCCAGAUUUUGCCGCACCAUUUGAGGUGCACACCGAUGCUUCGGACUAUGCUAUCGGGGGUGUGAUCAUGCAAGACCGACAUCCAAUAGCUUACGAAAGCAGAAAGUUAAAUGAUACUGAACGGAGGUAUACUGUCCAGGAGAAAGAGAUGACAGCCGUUGUCCAUUGCUUGAGGACUUGGCGUCAUUAUUUGUUGGGGAGCCGCUUCGUAGUGAAGACGGAUAAUGUGGCAACAAGCUAUUUUCUCACUCAGAAAAAACUGUCACCUAAACAAGCAAGAUGGCAAGCAUUCCUUGGGGAGUUCAACUUCGUGAUGGAGUACAAACCGGGAAAGGCCAAUCUGGUGGCCGAUGCACUUAGCCGAAAGGUGGAGCUGGCGAAGAACCACACGCCCCACUCGACUGGCGCAUUGGUGAGGUUCUCCAAUAGAUCCUCACGCCCACUAUUGCGUGAGCCGAUUGAGCAAGGCAGACGAGGAGGUUCUCGGAGGGAUGAACAGGCUGAUUCGGACAAGGAAGGGAGCAGUUUUGACAAGGGUGAGCAGCGAAGGCCGGCUGGCUUGUUGGAGCCUCUCCCAACGCCAGGCCGCCCUUGGGAAAGCAUUUCGAUGGAUUUUAUUGUUGGCUUGCCGAAGGUAAACGGGCUGGGCAACAUUAUGGUUGUUGUGGACAGAUUGAGCAAGUAUGCAGUGUUUAUUCCAGCCCCGGUUUUGUUUGAUGCAAAGGAGGCAAGAGGUUAUUUUUCCGGGUGUUGUGAAGUACUGGGACCGCCGAGGACAUAG
This is a messenger RNA of Hevea brasiliensis (rubber tree), 3777 nucleotides long. RefSeq lists its product as uncharacterized. Gene Ontology annotation, biological process: proteolysis. Bases 1 to 3777 code for a protein of 1258 amino acids. The record is from RefSeq and is a predicted model, not a curated record. Gene Ontology annotation, molecular function: aspartic-type endopeptidase activity. The transcript has 4 exons. Lineage: Eukaryota; Viridiplantae; Streptophyta; Magnoliopsida; Malpighiales; Euphorbiaceae.